GGACGGCGGCUCGGCAUGGCGUUCGUAAGGCUCGGGCUGCUGCUAGGUAAGAAGGCCAUCAGGACCCCCAAAGUAAAGAGCCCCGAAGGAGCAGAGCCCCGUCCUGUGGCAGGACUGAUGGUUGCUCACAAAGGGUGUGGUGCCUUAGCCGGGCGUCUGGCGACAGGGACCGUGGAGAUGGGCUUGAACUCCCCGCGCCUCAGAGCCCCGGCCCUAGAGAGGGGCCUGGUGAGCUGUACCCUGUUCCUGGCGGUCCAUGGUCUCUACUCCUCUGGUGAUGCUGUCAUCGAGCUGACGCCGACCAACUUCCACCGAGAGGUCAUCCAAAGCGACAGCCUGUGGCUGGUAGAGUUCUACGCGCCCUGGUGUGGCCACUGCCAGAGGCUGGCGCCCGAGUGGAAGAAAGCAGCGAAUGCACUGAAGGAUGUUGUAAAAGUUGGGGCCGUUGAUGCAGACAAACACCAGUCCCUGGGUGGCCAAUAUGGCGUCCAGGGUUUCCCUACCAUCAAGAUCUUUGGAGCCAACAAAAACAAACCAGAAGACUAUCAGGGUGGCAGGACUGCGGAGGCCAUCGUGGAUGCUGCUCUCAGUGCCGUGCGGCAGUUGGUAAAGGACAGGCUGGGCGGCCGCGCUGGAGGCCACAGCUCAGGGAGGCAGGGCAGGAGCGAGGGCUCAGGUAAGAAGGAUGUGAUUGAGCUGACGGAUGACACCUUUGACGAGAACGUGCUGGACAGCCCUGAUGUGUGGAUGGUGGAGUUCUACGCCCCAUGGUGCGGACACUGCAAAAACCUGGAACCAGAGUGGGCUGCUGCGGCCACAGAAGUGAAGGAGCAAACGAAAGGCCGAGUGAAGCUGGCAGCCGUGGAUGCCACUGUGAACCAGGUCCUGGCGAGCCGCUAUGGGAUCAGGGGAUUUCCCACAAUCAAGAUCUUCCAGAAAGGUGAGGCCCCCGUGGACUACGAUGGUGGGCGGACGCGGUCUGACAUCGUCUCAAGGGCCCUGGACCUGUUCUCUGACAACGCCCCGCCUCCAGAGCUGCUGGAGAUAAUCAGUGAAGACGUGGCCAAGAAGACCUGUGAGGAGCACCAGCUGUGCGUGGUGGCAGUGCUGCCCCACAUCCUGGACACCGGUGCGGCGGGCAGGAACUCUUACCUGGAAGUUCUUCUGAAGUUGGCAGACAAAUACAAGAAGAAAAUGUGGGGGUGGUUGUGGACAGAGGCAGGCGCACAGCCCGAGCUGGAAAGCGCACUGGGCAUCGGCGGGUUCGGGUACCCAGCCAUGGCCGCCAUCAACGCGCGCAAGAUGAAGUUCGCACUGCUCAAGGGCUCCUUCAGUGAGCAGGGCAUCAAUGAGUUCCUCAGGGAAUUGUCCUUUGGACGCGGCUCUACAGCACCUGUGGGUGGCGGUGCCUUUCCUGCCAUCGUUACAAGGGAGCCUUGGGAUGGCAAGGAUGGUGAGCUGCCCGUGGAGGAUGACAUUGACCUCAGCGAUGUGGAGCUGGAUGACUUGGAGAAGGACGAGUUGUGAGAGGCGCGUCCAAGCCACGACCUGGUUCUUUUCCUUGGGAGCCAGCGGGUUUGUCUAGCAGUGCAGGUGCAGCCCUGUCACAUGGAUUUGCUGGUGGCCUUUCCCCGGGCCCUGGCUGGCCACUGGAAGGCACUGUGGCUGUGCACCUCGUAUCUCAACACACUGAAAAACUCUGAAUUGUAGCAGCAGGUCUGGUAUGCUCUGCCGCAUGAUAUUCUGAAGAAAACGGCUGUUGACAGUUUCCCUCUCCCUGACUGCUGCUUGAAUGUUCCCGGAGCCUGUUUCUUACAUGUAGGUUUUUUAAAAUGUGAUUCCUUUAUUGGGAUAUUAAUGGCUUUUUCCAUUAAAGAAUAAAACGAUAUUUUGGACAA
This is a messenger RNA of Octodon degus (degu), 1898 nucleotides long. RefSeq names its product protein disulfide isomerase family A member 6 (gene Pdia6). Gene Ontology annotation, molecular function: protein-disulfide reductase activity; protein disulfide isomerase activity. Gene Ontology annotation, cellular component: endoplasmic reticulum lumen. Bases 16 to 1527 code for a protein of 503 amino acids. The record is from RefSeq and is a predicted model, not a curated record. The transcript is spliced from 14 exons. Lineage: Eukaryota; Metazoa; Chordata; Mammalia; Rodentia; Octodontidae. Gene Ontology annotation, biological process: response to endoplasmic reticulum stress.